UCUUAUAUCUUCAUGUAAAGUUAAAAUUAAUGUUCAACUAUCGGUCAGUGCAUUUAUUGCCAACAUUUCUCAAACUUGUUUUGCCAGUAUUUUGCAAGAUGGAAUUAAUUUACGGCAUCGCAUGUUUAUUUGUCAGUUUAGUUUUGUUUCCUGUGUCAAGCUUCUCAGAUGAUCCAGAUACACAGAAAUUAUUAGCCAUCUUAGCUGAGCAACGCCAUGAUAUUUUGCAGUUGAAAGAAACGGUGUUGCGCGUAGAAAAUGACAACAAAGAACUAAACAAGGAAAUUCAUUCUCUCAAAGGGAAAAUAGAACAUCACACAAGCCAUAAUGCUAGCACUGCAAAUAUGUCUCCACGACACAAAAGACUAUUGCUUGAUCCAUUGAAUGAAUACACAGAAAACCAAAGAGUAGCUUUCACCCCCAACUAUCAAAAACACAUGACGAACCUUGGCAACAACCAACCAAUAGUUUUUGACGCAAUCGUGACGAACGUUGGACAGCACUACUCUCCAAACACUGGCGUAUUUACUGCACCAACCAAUGCCACUUUCUAUUUCUUUGCGAGUAUUAUGAGCCACUCCGGUAAGGCACUCGAGUCUGAGAUAGUCAAGAAAGGAGUAAGAUGGUGAAGAUGUAUUCAUAUGA
Molecule: messenger RNA, 645 nt
Organism: Mercenaria mercenaria
Lineage: Eukaryota; Metazoa; Mollusca; Bivalvia; Venerida; Veneridae
Exons: 2
Coding region: 30-629 (199 amino acids)
Molecular function (GO): protein binding
Source: RefSeq, a predicted model, not a curated record